Messenger RNA from Diatraea saccharalis (sugarcane borer), 1371 nucleotides. NCBI's taxonomy places the organism in Eukaryota, Metazoa, Arthropoda, Insecta, Lepidoptera, Crambidae. The record is from the annotation of a GenBank genome assembly.
AUGAAAAUAGAAGAAGUAAAAAGCACUGCAAAGACUCAAAGAAUAUCAGCACAUAGUCACAUAAAAGGCUUGGGUUUAGAUGAAAAUGGUGUUCCUAUUCAGAUAGCUGCCGGUCUCGUGGGUCAGGAAUCUGCACGAGAGGCUGCUGGAAUUGUCGUCGAUAUGAUUAGAAGUAAAAAAAUGGCAGGGAGAGCCUUACUAUUGGCUGGACCUCCAGGAACUGGCAAAACCGCCAUUGCUUUGGCUAUUGCUCAAGAGUUGGGAACAAAGGUACCAUUCUGUCCAAUGGUUGGUAGUGAAGUAUACAGUACAGAAAUCAAGAAAACUGAAGUUUUGAUGGAGAACUUCCGCCGUGCCAUAGGUCUACGUAUACGUGAAACCAAAGAAGUGUAUGAAGGAGAAGUUACAGAGCUCACACCAGUCGAAACAGAAAAUCCAGCUGGAGGAUAUGGAAAGACAGUAUCACAUGUCAUAAUUGGACUCAAAACAGCCAAGGGCACAAAACAGUUAAAACUAGAUCCAACAAUCUAUGAAUCUCUACAAAAAGAAAAAGUGGAAGUGGGUGAUGUCAUAUAUAUUGAGGCAAACUCUGGUGCUGUGAAACGUCAGGGUCGGAGUGACACAUUUGCUACAGAAUUUGAUCUAGAGGCAGAAGAAUAUGUACCACUACCAAAAGGGGAUGUUCAUAAAAAGAAAGAAGUAGUCCAGGAUGUAACUCUUCAUGACUUGGACUGCGCUAAUGCAAGACCUCAAGGCGGUCAUGACAUUAUGUCUAUGAUGGGGCAACUCAUGAAACCCAAGAAAACUGAAAUUACAGAUAAACUAAGGAAAGAAAUAAACAAAGUAGUGAAUAAAUAUAUUGAUCAAGGCAUUGCUGAGCUGGUGCCGGGUGUAUUAUUCAUUGAUGAGGUCCAUAUGUUAGAUAUCGAAACAUUUACAUACUUACAUCGUGCGUUAGAAUCUGCUAUUGCACCUAUAGUUAUAUUUGCAACCAAUAGGGGAAAAUGUCAAAUAAGGGGGACAGAAGAUAUAAUAUCACCACACGGUAUCCCCUUAGAUCUCCUAGAUAGGUUACUAAUAAUUCGCACACUUCCAUACAAUAAAGCUGAGCUUCUACAGAUCUUGAAAUUGCGGGCAAAUACUGAAGGUAUAGCUAUCGAAGAAGAGGCUCUGUCUGCAUUAGCGGAAGUUGGUGCUAAAAGCACAUUAAGGUACGCGGCACAGUUACUGACGCCCGCCAUGUUAUCAGCGCGCGCUGAGGGCGCGUCCCGCAUCACUCCAGUUCAUAUUCAGGCCGUCAAUACGCUGUUCCUUGACGCCAAGUCAUCCGCGCGUAUUCUCACGCAACAUUCCGAUAAAUACAUGAAGUAG